Messenger RNA from Solanum pennellii, 1968 nucleotides. Its product is annotated as cation/calcium exchanger 1-like. Lineage: Eukaryota; Viridiplantae; Streptophyta; Magnoliopsida; Solanales; Solanaceae. The transcript has a single exon. Gene Ontology annotation, molecular function: monoatomic cation transmembrane transporter activity. The coding region runs from base 26 to 1729 and encodes 567 amino acids. Gene Ontology annotation, cellular component: membrane. The record is from RefSeq and is a predicted model, not a curated record. Gene Ontology annotation, biological process: monoatomic cation transport; transmembrane transport.
CUCAAUAUUAUUAUUAUUAAAAAAAAUGUCUAAUUUUCAUAUUCUCUCCAAGUAUAGAACCAAGAUUCUAUCUUUAUUCUUCAAUAUCAUCUUCCUUGUUAUAAUUUCUUGUCUCACAUUUCAUUUCUAUUCAUCAAAUUCCAAUUUUUAUCCAAACAACACUUUCACAAUUCCCCAAAAAAAUAAUUUCUUGAAAAGCAAUGAUAUUGGUUGUAAAGGUAUUGAAAAAUUUGUUACUAGUGAUGAGAAGUGCACUUAUGUUAAAUCCCAUGAAGGGUGUAAACCUAAUGGAUAUAUUUUUUAUCUACAACUUUUUUAUUGCACUUUUAGCCCUAUUCUUGGUUAUAUUUUACUAGCACUUUGGUUAAUUUUACUUUUCUAUUUAUUAGGUGAUACUGCUAGUACUUAUUUUUGUUCUUCACUUGAUGGAUUAUCAAAAAGUUUGAAACUUUCUCCUAUUAUUGCUGGUGUUACACUCCUUUCACUUGGUAAUGGUGCACCUGAUUUUUUCUCUAGUAUUGUAUCUUUUAUGAAUGAUGAUACAAAUGAUAUUGGAUUCAAUAGUAUAAUUGGUGGUGCUUUCUUUGUUUCAAGUGUUGUGGCUGGAGUUACAAGUAUAUCAAUUAGUCAACAUGAAAGGAAGAUCAAGAAGUCAAGUUUUAUAGGGAAUGUCAUGUUCUUGAUUCUUUGUGUUGUGUGUCUCCUUGUUGUGAUCAUUGUUGGGAAGAUUCACUUGUGGGGUGGUUUAGGUUUCUUUGUGUUGUAUUUGGUCUAUGUUUGCUUCAUAUUUGCCUCAGAAAUGUAUGUUAAACAAGAAGAGAUUGGGACAAAUGAUGAUGAUUCAUUUGGUUUGCCAAUGGUUUGUGAUAUGAAAAAAGGUCAAGAAUUGGCAUGUGAAUUGAAGGUGCCUUUGUUGGUGGAUGAGGUUUCAAGUGGAAAAAGAGUUUGUGUGUUGAGAAAAGUUGGGUAUGUUCUUGAAUUACCACUUGAUUUGCCAAGAAAGUUGACAAUUCCAAAUGUUUCACAAGAGAAAUGGUCAAAAUCAUUUGGGAUUGUGUCAAUCACUUUAGCUCCUUUGUUAUUGGUUCUCAUUUGGGAUUUUUUUGGGCCUAAAUCAAGUAUUUGGGCCUAUGGAAUUAGUGGUGUUAUUGGGCUUUGUUGUGGGGUUCUUGUGUUUUUCACUAGUGAUGGGCUUCAUCCACCAAAGAAGUUCAACUUUUUAUGGCUUGGGCUUGGUUUUUUAAUGAGCAUUACAUGGACUUACAUCUUGGCUGAAGAACUUAUUUCUUUAUUGGUCUCAAUGGGCCUAAUCUUUGGGAUAAGCCCAUCAAUUUUGGGCCUAACUGUCCUUGCUUGGGGUAACUCAUUAGGAGACUUGGUAGCUAAUGUAACACUAGCAAAAACAGGUGGGCCUAUAGGAGCCCAAGUGGCUUUAUGUGGAUGCUAUGCUGGGCCUAUAUUCAACACCUUAGUGGGCUUGGGCUCAUCACUCAUUUUCACAACUUGGAAAGCAUUUCCUUCAAGUUAUAUUGUGCCAAUAGAUUCAACUAUUUAUGAGACCAUUGGGUUUUUACUAUUGGGCUUACUUUGGGCCUUGGUAAGCUUGCCCAAGAGAGAUAUGAGGCUUGAUAAGUUCUUUGGAGUUGGGCUUUUAGCUAUAUACUCAUGUUUCUUGUUCUUAAAACUUGCUAGAGCUUUGGGCUUCAUUGAAUAUCAAGCUUCCCCAUAGAAACCUCGUGAAUAAGGAAGCAUGUCGACUCUGAAAGGAAGCUCCCGAGAAGGAAAGAGAAGAAAAGAACCAAUGAUAUCAUUCUAAGUCGAUUGCUUCUCUCGAGAUAGUAGUGACAAAGCUAGGUUGAAGCACUUUGUAGUAAAGUAGAAUCAAAGAUCUCUACUUAGAUGUAAAGUUGUAUUUAUGUAUUUAACCUAAUUAUAUAUAUAAUGGUACUGUUUUAUCUUGCAUAUCAA